AUGAAGUCCAUGGGAUCUUUCUUUUUCUUCUUCAAUGUCAGCCUUGUUCUGCUUCUGCAGUAUCUCUCAGUUCUCUGUGUUUCACAGGACUUCGAUUUCUUCAACUUCGUCCAGGAGUGGCCAGGAUCAUAUUGCGACACUCAGAAGAGUUGUUGCUAUCCAGCAACUGGGAAACGUGAAGCAGAUUUUGGCAUUCGUGGACUGUGCCUUAACUGUAAUGAUGGCUCUUAUCCAUCUAACUGUGAUUCUUCCAACCCGUUUAAGCAAUCUGAUAUAUUAGCCUUGACAAGCAGUUUACAGAAGGACUGGCCCACACUGGCAUGCCGAAGCGGGAAUGGGAUUGAAUUAUGGAGCCAUGAAUGGGAGAAACAUGGCACUUGUUCAGAAUCAGUUCUUCAGCAGCAUAACUACUUUAAAACUGCCCUCAGCCUCAAACAGAGAUCCAAUCUCCUUCAAGCUCUCAAUAGUGCCAGAAUAGAAGCAAAUGGAAGAUCCUACAGCCUGAGGAGCAUGAAAGGGACUAUAAAGGAAGGAAUUGGGUAUGCUCUAUUCAUAGAGUGUAAUAAGGAUUCUUCUGGGAACAGUCAACUUUACCAAGUGUAUCUGUGUGUUGACACUUCUGCUUCAAACUUCACUGAGUCUCCAGUGCUCCCUAAAUGCAAGUGUGGCUCACAGAUUCAGUUCCCAUCUUUCUGA
Prosopis cineraria is the source of this 696-nucleotide messenger RNA. Its product is annotated as ribonuclease 1-like. Bases 1 to 696 code for a protein of 231 amino acids. The record is from RefSeq and is a predicted model, not a curated record. Gene Ontology annotation, biological process: RNA catabolic process. Gene Ontology annotation, cellular component: extracellular region. NCBI's taxonomy places the organism in Eukaryota, Viridiplantae, Streptophyta, Magnoliopsida, Fabales, Fabaceae. The transcript is spliced from 4 exons. Gene Ontology annotation, molecular function: RNA binding; ribonuclease T2 activity.